This is a messenger RNA of Drosophila melanogaster (fruit fly), 789 nucleotides long. RefSeq lists its product as uncharacterized. The transcript has a single exon. Bases 25 to 723 code for a protein of 232 amino acids. The record is from RefSeq and is marked reviewed. NCBI's taxonomy places the organism in Eukaryota, Metazoa, Arthropoda, Insecta, Diptera, Drosophilidae. Gene Ontology annotation, molecular function: carbohydrate binding.
UUCGCAGUUCAAGCGCUUAAGAAAAUGUUCAAGUUGGGAACAUAUUAUUUCUGCAUUAUCGUCACAUUUCACGCGUAUGGAAUAGUUAGUCCUCAGGAUGAAAAAGAUUCAGAGUGCGUCCUGACGGAUGCGCCCAAUCAAUGUGGGGCAUUCUGUAUGUCCGCUCAAAGGCCACUCUUCGAACACAAUCGCAUUAUUCAGAAUCAAAUAUAUGAAAUUAGUUCACUACAAGCUGAAAGUCACGAGAGACUUAAAAGAAUCGAAAACGAAUUAAUAAAUUUACAAAUCGAACAAAAGGAAAGUAAGCAAGCAAUUAAUGAAAAUGACGAUACAAAAGUUGAAGGAAUCGAAACUACGACAAGUGUCAAUCUAAUUAAAAAAAAGAAAUACGUCAUUGUUGAUAAGGCACUAAAUUGGUAUAAUGCUGUAAAGUUCUGCCAAGAAAUUGGAGGCAAACUAGCUGAAUUCAGUGAUGAACAUGAGUACGACACUGUCAUAUCAACAGUUGAACCUGAUACUUGUUACUGGAUUGGCAUUCGCAGUUAUAAUAACGAACAUCAAUCUUUGCGUACUGACAAUCGCCCAUUAUAUCUUAAAAUGGCUGAUAUGCCAAACAACAAUAUUUUUAAUGGUGAAAAUUGUGUUGGUAUUCAAAACGGUUUUAUGCAUGACCUUUGGUGCAAUUUAAGCUAUUACUCUAUUUGCACAACUAGUUGGUUUUAAAAUCGUUGGCAACAAAUGUAGAAUGCGAUUGCUUGUUCAAUAAAAUAUUAUUAAUUUCCAAUGCGC